Molecule: messenger RNA, 678 nt
Organism: Aedes albopictus (Asian tiger mosquito)
Lineage: Eukaryota; Metazoa; Arthropoda; Insecta; Diptera; Culicidae
Gene: RpI12
Product: DNA-directed RNA polymerase I subunit RPA12
Exons: 3
Coding region: 103-471 (122 amino acids)
Biological process (GO): DNA-templated transcription; termination of RNA polymerase I transcription
Cellular component (GO): RNA polymerase I complex
Molecular function (GO): nucleic acid binding; zinc ion binding
Source: RefSeq, a predicted model, not a curated record
AAGGGAUUCUGCCGAAAAUGUGUAACUUUGGUUCACCGUGCAUCGUGCACAUGGUUUUUUACUUUUGUUUACAUCCGCAGCUCAACUUCGUAUUCUGCUAAAAUGGACUAUAAAUCGUCGAUUACACCCGGAUUUUGCCCGGAUUGUGGUUCCAUACUGCCGUUGCUACGAAUGACGGGUGGUGUAUCCUGCUACAGUUGCCACAAAGCUUAUGACGAAUCCGUUUACGGUACCAUGGAGGUCAAUUACAAGAUACAUUUCAACUCAUACGAAAGUAGAAAAGCAGAGAAGCAGCAAGGUAGCCAGAAAACCGCCGCUGCAGCAGAAGGUCCUGUCGUAUCGCGCAAGUGUCCUAAAUGUGACAACGAUAAGAUGUCCUAUGCAACCGUGCAGCUGCGAUCGGCGGAUGAAGGGCAAACUGUGUUUUUCACCUGUACCAAAUGCCAAUUUAAGGAAUCCGAAAACUCGUAAAUGGAGGCGCCCAGCAUGUACAAUAGUAGCGAUUGUCAAGGCGAAUUACUCUGGACUUGCGAGCAGGUCUGACGCGAAUUAUGCGUGCGUUUUAUUUAUUUCCAAAUACUGUAAUAAAUAAAAACCCAAACGAUGUUCUGAGAUUUAGAGAGCAAUAUACAAAAAAAACUUUAUGAACACAAAAAUAAAACCUCAUACACAUAUUGA